Molecule: messenger RNA, 1524 nt
Organism: Candidozyma pseudohaemuli
Lineage: Eukaryota; Fungi; Ascomycota; Pichiomycetes; Serinales; Metschnikowiaceae
Gene: PDK2
Product: protein kinase
Exons: 1
Coding region: 1-1524 (507 amino acids)
Biological process (GO): protein phosphorylation; regulation of glucose metabolic process
Cellular component (GO): mitochondrion
Molecular function (GO): pyruvate dehydrogenase (acetyl-transferring) kinase activity
Source: RefSeq, a predicted model, not a curated record
AUGGGAACAGCCUGGGAACUCACCCAGGCGCUCAGGGAAAAGAUAUAUCUCUAUGCCAGCUAUCCGCAGACGUCGAUUCUGAUCCGGCAGAUGGUCCAGUUCGGUCCGUCGCCGCUGCCCGGAUCCAUCUUUCUUGCUUCUCAAUUCAUCGUGGAAGAACUCCCCAUUCGUUUGGCCUUGAAGGUCAAGGAUUUGGAAAACGCCCCCUUGGGACUCUCCAAGCAGCCAUCCACCAUCAAGGUCAAGAACUGGUACGCCCAGUCUUUUGAGGAACUCACGCUGCUUCCGAAACCAAAAGUCGACGACAAACUCAGGGAGCUUCUACAGUCCAACAACAACGGUCAUGCCCGUCUGGUGGGCCAGGCUGGCGACACGUCAGAGAUAAGUGAAACGCUGAACUUGGCGCAGCAGCAGCUGAACAACGUGGCCGUCAACAACGUCUUCUCCGACGACGGCAUUGUCGUAAGACACCAUCCACAUUCGCUGACGGGCGCCCGGCUGACGAAGCUGAGGCUGGAGGCGCCUACGUUUGGCAAGACGUAUUUCACUCCUUGUCCCAUGAACAUUGUGUGGCCGAAGGAGGUGUACGACUACAACAAGGCGGUGCACGAUGCACUCAGCAAGAUCAAGAAACGGCACGAUGCCACGGUGGCCACGAUGGCGCAGGGCGUGCUGGAGUGGAAAACAGAGCAUAAGAUUGUGAGUGUGAACCUGGCGAUCCAGACGUUUUUGGACCGUUUCUACAUGCUGAGAAUAGGUAUCCGUAUGCUUAUUGGGCAGCACAUAGCGUUGAACAUGCUGCAGCAGCUGCCGACAAAACAGAGGCUCAACACGCUUUUGAACGGCAGUAACGGGAACCAGGGCAACGCCAAAAACGGCAGAAACAACUACGUCGGUGUCAUUUGCACCGACUGCAAUGUUAAGGAAAUCGCCGAGGAUGCAGCCGAGACAGCCAAGUACAUCUGUGAGGAGCACUACGGCCUCUUUGAGGCGCCCGAGAUCCAGCUCAUUGUGCCCCAGGACCUGAUCAGUUUCAUGUAUGUUCCGGGCCAUUUGAUCCACAUUUUGUUUGAGGUGCUCAAAAACUCUCUUAGAGCCACCAUUGAAUUCCACACGCCUCGGUUGAAGGAGCAGUUGUUGGCAGAGAAUCCGAAAAUGAAGGAGAGCGACAUCGACCUCAACGACUUGAAGUUCCCGCCCACAAAGGUUAUCAUUAGUGAGGGCUACGAGGACAUUGCCAUCAAGAUCUCUGACGAAGGUGGAGGUAUUGCCCGUUCUGAAAUCCCGUUGAUCUGGACGUAUUUGUACACCACCGUGGACAAGACGCCCGUGUUGGACUCGGACGGAAACAACCAGACUAGCUUCAGAGCACCCAUGGCUGGUUUCGGCUACGGUUUGCCCAUCUCCCGUUUGUACGCUCAGUACUUUGGCGGCGACUUGAAGUUGAUCUCCAUGGAGGGCUACGGUACCGAUGUGUAUAUUCAUUUGAACCGGUUGAGCAGCUCGCUGGAGCCUUUGCCAUAG